Messenger RNA from Ustilaginoidea virens, 1347 nucleotides. RefSeq names its product beta-tubulin. NCBI's taxonomy places the organism in Eukaryota, Fungi, Ascomycota, Sordariomycetes, Hypocreales, Clavicipitaceae. Gene Ontology annotation, cellular component: microtubule; cytoplasm. Gene Ontology annotation, biological process: microtubule cytoskeleton organization; mitotic cell cycle. The transcript is spliced from 5 exons. The record is from RefSeq and is a predicted model, not a curated record. Gene Ontology annotation, molecular function: structural constituent of cytoskeleton; GTPase activity; GTP binding. Bases 1 to 1347 code for a protein of 448 amino acids.
AUGCGUGAGAUUGUUCACCUCCAGACCGGUCAAUGCGGUAACCAAAUCGGUGCCGCUUUUUGGCAAACCAUCUCUGGCGAGCAUGGCCUCGACAGCAAUGGCGUUUACAAUGGCACUUCUGAGCUUCAGCUCGAGCGUAUGAGCGUCUACUUCAACGAGGCCUCCGGCAACAAGUAUGUUCCUCGCGCCGUCCUCGUCGAUUUGGAGCCUGGUACCAUGGAUGCCGUCCGCGCCGGUCCUUUUGGUCAACUGUUCCGUCCGGACAACUUCGUUUUCGGCCAGUCCGGUGCUGGCAACAACUGGGCCAAGGGCCACUACACUGAGGGUGCCGAGCUGGUGGACAAUGUUUUGGACGUGGUGCGUCGUGAGGCUGAAGGCUGCGACUGCCUCCAGGGCUUCCAGAUCACCCACUCUCUCGGUGGUGGCACUGGUGCCGGCAUGGGCACCUUGCUCAUCUCCAAGAUCCGCGAGGAGUUCCCCGACCGAAUGAUGGCCACCUUCUCUGUCGUCCCCUCUCCCAAGGUCUCCGACACCGUCGUUGAGCCCUACAACGCCACCCUUUCCGUCCACCAGCUCGUUGAGAACUCGGACGAGACUUUCUGCAUCGACAACGAGGCUCUGUACGACAUUUGCAUGCGUACCCUCAAGCUGGCCAGUCCUUCUUACGGUGACCUGAACUACCUGGUCUCCGCCGUCAUGUCCGGCGUCACAACCUGUUUGCGAUUCCCCGGCCAGCUCAACUCUGAUUUGCGCAAGCUGGCUGUCAACAUGGUUCCUUUCCCUCGUCUUCACUUCUUCAUGGUUGGCUUCGCGCCCCUGACCAGCCGUGGUGCCCACUCUUUCCGAGCCGUCAGCGUUCCGGAGCUCACCCAGCAGAUGUUUGACCCCAAGAACAUGAUGGCUGCUUCCGACUUCCGAAAUGGUCGCUAUCUGACUUGCUCGGCCAUUUUCCGCGGCAAGGUUGCUAUGAAGGAGGUUGAGGACCAGAUGCGUAACGUGCAGAACAAGAACUCGACCUACUUUGUCGAGUGGAUCCCCAACAAUAUCCAGACGGCUCUCUGCGCCAUUCCUCCUCGUGGCCUCAAGAUGUCUUCCACCUUUAUCGGCAACUCCACCUCCAUCCAGGAGCUCUUCAAGCGCGUUGGUGAGCAGUUCACCGCCAUGUUCCGUCGCAAGGCUUUCUUGCAUUGGUAUACUGGUGAGGGAAUGGAUGAAAUGGAGUUCACCGAGGCCGAGUCCAACAUGAACGACCUUGUCUCCGAAUACCAGCAGUACCAGGACGCUGGCAUUGAUGAGGAGGAAGGGGAAUAUGAGGAGGAGGCCAAUGCCGAAGAGACUUUGGAGUAG